AUGCAAAGUGUUCUCUUUUGUGUUUGGGAUGUGAACAGCAGCUUGGAGUCACCGCUGAUGUGUGAAGUUUUGGACGCGCAGCGGAGCAGUGGCAGCGGCGGCACAGGGAGCAGCCUGGGGGGCUCCAUCACCGCCUGUAAGAAGGUUCUCCGCAGCAAGAGCUUGCUGGAGUCCACAGACUACUGGUUACAGAACCAGAGAACGCCCUGCCAGAUUGGCUUUGUAGAGGACAAGUCGGAAAACUGUGCUUCCGUCUGCUUUGUGAACCUGGAUGUGAAUAAGGAUGCGUGUAGCACAGAGCACCUGCAGCAGAAACUGGUCAAUGUCUCACCAGAUCUGCCAAAACUCAUCAGCUCCAUGAAUGUCCAACAGCCAAAGGAAAAUGAAAUUGUCCUCCUAAGUGGCUUAGCGUCUGGAAAUCUCCAGGCAGAUUUUCAGGUUUCACAGUGCCCGUGGCUGCCAGAUAUCUGCUUGGUCCAAUGUGCAAGAGGGAACAGACCAAACAGUACCAACUGCAUCAUCUUUGAAAUCAAUAAAUUCCUGAUUGGCCUGGAAUUGGUACAAGAGCGGCAGCUCCACCAGGAAACCAACAUCUUGAAACUGGAGGAUGACACAAACUGUUCUUGGUCCUCCAUCGAGGAAGACUUCCUCACUGCCUCUGAGCACUUGGAGGAGGAGAGCGAGGUGGAAGAAUGUAGGAACGGUUAUGAAAAUAUAAAUGUAUCAGCCAAUGUGUUUGAAAGUAAGAAGCCACGAGAGGCCACUCUGGAGGAAUGGGACAACAAGAAGCAAAAGUUCCUUUGUGUUUUGGACAACAAAUAUGUUAGCAAAUAUCAUACCACAUUGAUUAAAACAGAAGACUCUCUGGAAAACACAGCCUUCCAAAGGUCGGAUUCAUCACCCAAGCCCUUACAGGGAAGCAGUGAAGCUGUGGAAAAUGAGCGACCAGCCACAAAUUAUUAUAAAGAAAAUUUUGGAGAUCAAAUAGAAAAGUCUCAAGCACCGGAUGCUCCAUCUGAUGUCCUUUGCUGCAAGAUGGUUGAGGAAGAUGUACCUGUUGCAGGUGGUAUCAUUGAGCAGGGGAGUAACCUAGAGCCAGGAAACCAUGAAGACCCAAGAAAUUUUCUUCCUCCUGUCCAAGAAGGAGAAGCUACCACUGGAGAGUAUGCUACCAAUUUAGCAGAAUCUGUGCUGCAAGAUGCUUUCAUCAGAUUAUCUCAGGCUCAACCUACACUGCCCCUGGAGCCUGCUGUCAGUGCCCCCGUAGGAAGUGGCUUUCCCAGUGGUUGUUCCACAAAGGACACAGUGGCCGCCAGGUCGUGGAAUGAGCUCCCCAAAAUCGUCAUUGUGCAAAGCCCAGAUGGCAGUGAUGCUACCCCUGACCCUGAUGUCUCCUCCUGGCCUGACACCAGUGUUUCUGUUGAUGCCUCAAGUGUUCUCUCUGGAGAGAACCCCAGCAGACACCCUCAGAGUGCUCUAGAAGUAGCGUUAGCUUGUGCAGCCACUGUGAUUGGAACGAUUUCCAGUCCACAGGCCACAGAAAGACUCACAAUGGAGCAGGAACCCUCAGUGUCAAGCUGUACCCAAGAAGGCAGUGGAGAACUACAAAGUCAGGCAUCUCUCGGAGUCAAGGAACCUUCCAUCAGUGACUACUCCUUUCCAUCUGCUUUGUGUGGGAUGACACAGGUGGCAAGUGCUGUCGCUGUCUGUGGCCUGGGUGAAAGAGAAGAGAUGCCAUGCCCUGUGGCCCCGAGUGACCUCUUGCCUGAGGCCCAGACAUCUGAAGCCACCUCUCCACUUUGUAGUUCAGAGACAGAGAAGAGCACAGAGCUGGAAAAGGAAGCCAUUGCAGAGGCUUUGCUCACAGAGGCAGCUCUGGUAUUAACCGGGCCUGGAUCCCAUAGCAGCAUCGGAGAGCUCAUGGAUUCUGUGAACAGGAGAAUCAUAGAAACUGCUUCAAAGCCUCAGACCUUGUGCUCAGAAAAUAUCCUCAGGAAUGACCUGGCACAGACCCUGUCCAAUGUAAUCCUGAAGCAUUCUAUUGAUGAAGUUCACCAGAAAAAUAAAAACACCCACCCCGACAGUGGCAGACCUGCAUUAGACUCCCUACAAACCCUAAUGGAAAGCACCAAUCAACUGCUCCACAAUGUAAUAUGCUUCACAUUCAAGAAGAUGAACCAUAUUGUGAGGCUCGGUGAAUGUCCCACUGGCCUCUCAAAGGAGACCAUCAGAUGGCUGGAGACAGAACCCCUGGGCUGCCAGCCAUUUGAUCAGACUGUGAGUCAAGCAGAGGCAAAAGCUCCGGAGUACCCCAGUGACUAUUGGCCUAGCAGUCCGCACAGCACUGCUCUUGCCAUUGAUGAUCUGAUGGAUGACUUGCAUCCAAAGCAAGAGAAGAGUGGAGUGAGGCCAGGCCUGCUCCAGAAUCCCAUGCUACCAUCCGAACUGUCAGGUGGUCACCGAGUGCUGGGUUCUUCUACCACUAAAACGUCCCCCAAGGAAAUGCACCUAAAAGGAAUGGUAGGAGAAGAUACGAAGACCCCUCAGCAGAUGCCCAGGCACAAAAAGCAUGAGCGUAGAGCCUCGAUGGGAGCAGAAAGGGCACCAGCAGUGGGCAAAAGCAGAAGCAACUGUCAGGGAGGUGAGGAUAGAGCUGAUCCCGACACCCAGGAGAAGGACAGCUGUGCUGCAUCUCAGAGCAACAGCAUGCAAAGUAACCCGCCCUUGCUAGCAGACGAUCUGGUGCCUCCUGCUCAACCCUUGCCAGGAGCAAAAGACACAGACCUCUACUGCAUUGCAGACUUUGCAGAAGAAUUAGCAGAGACAGUCGUCUCCAUGGCAACCGAAAUUGCAGCUAUCUGCCUUGACAACUCCAACGGAAAACAACCCUGGUUUUGUGCAUGGAAAAGAGGGAAUGAGUUUCUGGUGGCACCAAACGUAUCCUGCCAAUCUCUGAAGAGAAAGAAGGAAAGCCAGAGCGGCGGUGGUGCCGUGAGGAAGCACAAGCCGCCGAGGCUCAGUGAGAUCAAGAGGAAAACUGAUGAGCACCCUGAACUGAAGGAGAAGCUCAUGAACAGGGUGGUAGACGAAUCCGUGAACCUUGACGAUGUCCCAGAUUCUGUCAGCGUUUUUGCAAAUGAAGUGGCAGCCAAGAUCAUGACCCUCACGGAGUUCUCCAUGGUGGACGGCGUGUGGCAGGCCCAGGGCUAUUCCAGAAAUCGCUUACUGAGUGGAGACAGGUGGAACCGGCUGAAGGCGUCCAGCUGCGAAAGCAUCCCGGAGGAGGACUCCGAGGCCAGGGCCUACGUGAACAGCCUGGGCUUGAUAAGCACCUUAAGCCAGCCGGUCAGCAGAGCCAGCUCGGUCUCCAAACAGUCCAGCUGUGAGAGCAUCACCGACGAGUUCUCCCGGUUCAUGGUGAACCAGAUGGAAAGUGAAGGCAGAGGGUUUGAGCUCCUGCUGGAUUACUACGCUGGCAAGAAUGCCAGCAGCAUUCUGAACUCCGCCAUGCUGCAGGCCUGCCGGAAAAGCGACCACCUCAGUGUGAAGCCAAGCUGCCCCUCCAAGCAGUCCAGCACUGAGAGCAUAACGGAGGAGUUCUACAGGUACAUGCUGAGGGACAUUGAAAGAGAAAGCAAAGACGGUGCCGGCUCCCGACGAAGCAGCCAGGAGUGGAGCGCUGGUUUACUGUCCCCUUCGCUACGGUCCCCACUGUGUUACAGGCAGUCGUCCAUGCCGGAUACCAGGUCCCCGUGCACCAGGUUAACAGUGAAUGCACCGGUCAAAGCCAACUCCUUAGAUGGCUUUGCCCAAAACUGCCCGCAAGAGUUCCUAAGUGUGCAGACAGUCAGUAGCGCAUCCUCUUCUGGUCUCUGCAAGUCUGACUCCUGCUUGUAUCGGAGAGGCGGGACCGACCAGAUCACAAACAUGUUGAUUCAUGAAACGUGGGCAAACUCCAUCGAGGCCCUCAUGCGAAAGAACAAAAUUAUCGGGAAUGACCUGGAGACAGCUGAUGCCGGUCCUGCUGCGGGCGGCUCUUGCUUACAAAGGGAAAAGUGUGCAAACAGCUUAGCUGCAGGCAGAAAGUCCCGGGGGCCAACUCUGCUUGCUCAGGAAUCUGCUGAUUUCCCAAGGAAGGACCCAGUUACUGAAAGCAAACACUCGCCAGCCUCCUCCCCAAGUGGAUCUGCUCCUCCUACAGACAGAGACACUUUAGAUUCUAGAAACGAAACCUCCUCGUGCAGUGAAGCUGGUCCUUUAAGCCACACCGGGUGGGCCCUUUGCCCCAGGGGAGUGCCUUUGAUUCAGAUAGAAACAGAGCAGAGAGAAGAGUGUGCCCGAGAACCCAAGCCUUUCCUUUCCCAAAGCAGCUCCUUACCAGAAGCAGAUCAUUCGAAUGAGGAAAAGGUCGCAGAGGUGGCCCCAGGUGAAGACACAGCCACAAGUGUCUGCCAGAACCACAGCGACAGUCUUGAUGCCAGAGAUGCAGCAGAAGCCGAAGUCACAACAGAAGCCUUUCCCAGCCCUCCCAGCAGCAGAGAGGAGAGUACAGGCAGCUGGUCCCAGCUAGCCAAUGAAGAGGACAACCCAGAUGACACGAGUAGCUUCCUACAGCUCAGCGAACGAUCCAUGAGCAAUGGCAACAGUAGUGCCACUAGCAGUCUUGGCAUUAUGGACCUGGACACUUAUCAGGAAAGCAUACCACCUUCUCCCAUGAUUAAUGAAUUAGUAGAAGAAAAGGAGAUUCUUAAAGGACAGUCACAAAUCAUCAAGGAACAAGCCUCUGGACUGACAGGGACAGUAGCCAGCCACCAGAGGAACCUGCUGGUGAUCAACUUCGACCUGGAGCCAGAGUGCCCCGAUGCUGAGCUUCGAGCCACUCUGCAGUGGAUAGCUGCUUCUGAGCUCGGAAUUCCCACCAUCUACUUUAAAAAAUCUCAAGAAAACAGAAUUGAAAAGUUUCUAGAUGUCGUGCGACUGGUCCACCGGAAGUCCUGGAAGGUGGGGGAUAUCUUUCAUGCAGUUGUGCAGUACUGCAAAAUGCAUGAGGAGCAGAAGGAGGGGGUUCCAAGUCUCUUUGACUGGCUCCUGGAACUGGGAUAAGGCAGUUUUGCCCAGGGGAGCCUUUCUUUCCUUCAUCCCAGUUUAGAUAACAGUGGUUUGCACAAUGCUCUGAACUUUAUCAAUUCAUCACAUCAUAGUAGCAGAACUAUUAAGAACUCUACUGCUCAAGGCCAGUGAAUGUGGAAUAACUGAUGGAAACCAAAAUAUAGGCCUGUAUAAAUCAAAACAACACAUUCAAAAGAUUGUGAAGUGGAAAGGAGUACAAAAGAGACACUUCAGGGAGGGCCCAAAUUAAAAAGCUUACCGUUAGUCCCAUGGUCCAAGAAAGAUGGGCUCAUGUAUGUUUAAUAAUAUACAAAUGAUGUAGAAUGUCUUCAGUUAUGUUAAACAACUCGAUGUGAACUCAUUGGUGAAAAUAAUUUUAUAAACUAUGCUGUAAUUUUUAUUGUAC
This is a messenger RNA of Octodon degus (degu), 5515 nucleotides long. It is a transcript of the gene Sphkap, whose product is annotated as SPHK1 interactor, AKAP domain containing. The record is from RefSeq and is a predicted model, not a curated record. Gene Ontology annotation, molecular function: protein kinase A binding. Bases 1 to 5103 code for a protein of 1700 amino acids. NCBI's taxonomy places the organism in Eukaryota, Metazoa, Chordata, Mammalia, Rodentia, Octodontidae. The transcript is spliced from 11 exons. Gene Ontology annotation, cellular component: cytoplasm.